AUGACUGCAGAGAAAAAUAAACAACCACACAAGGCAGGAUCGGGCGCAAACAGAAAGGGAAAUAGAAAAGCAGAUGAAGGGAAGAGUCCAUCUGGUAUGAAAUGCGACCGUCAUAUUAAGGCUCCAUCGGGAGCGGCAACCUAUCUUUUGGAUUGGGAACGACGAGAUAGUGAAGACUCGACAUGGAAAUUCAAUAAAAACACUCAGUCGUGGCUUAUUAGGCACAUGUAUGAAGUUGACAAGGUAUCAAAAUCAUCCUUCGCCAUACUACUGAAGUACUUAGAGGGUCUUAAUGGAGAUUCUGCAAGGUCCCGAAUCAGAUCUGAAGCUUCCCGACGAGCACUUCGAUAUCGGAAACACCAAGAGAAAGGGAGCGAAGGAACGACGAAGGAGAAACCUAUGCGUGUAAGCAUGAGUGGAGAAACCCCAUCGACAGAAGCUAUGGUGUCUGGUUCCGAGACUGUUGAAGUUGAGAUGGACGAGGAAGAGCGGUGGCAGCAACUCUCAGAGCAUGACAAGCGGAAAGAAUACAAGAGAGCUCGAAAAGUACUCGAGACGGUUGUUGUCAAGUAA
This is a messenger RNA of Cylindrotheca closterium, 573 nucleotides long. The record is from the annotation of a GenBank genome assembly. Lineage: Eukaryota; Bacillariophyta; Bacillariophyceae; Bacillariales; Bacillariaceae.